AUGGAUGGGAACACUAGAGGAGGUGGACAUUCUGAAGCAUUGAAGAGCUACAAUCUGGGCAAAACAUUAGGUGCAGGCACAUUUGGAAAAGUGAUGAUUGCAGAGCAUAAACUUACAGGACGCAAAGUUGCUAUAAAGAUUCUGAACCGUCAUAAAAUGAAAACUAUGGAAAUGGAAGAGAAAGCAAAUAGAGAAAUCAAGAUAUUGAGGUUGUUCAUUGACUUCACUCACCCUCAUAUCAUCCGGAUUUAUGAGGUCAUUGAAACACCAAAGGAUAUAUUUGUUGUGAUGGAAUAUUGCCAGAAUGGCGAGCUAUUGGAAUACAUUGUUGACAAAAGGCAGUUACAGGAAGAUGAGGCUCGUCGAAUCUUCCAGCAGAUUAUAUCUGGUGUUGAAUACUGCCACAGAAACAUGGUUGUUCAUCGUGAUCUAAAGCCAGAAAACCUGUUGCUUGAUUCCAAAUAUAAUGUGAAACUUGCUGACUUUGGGUUAAGCAAUGUGAUGCAUGAUGGCCAUUUUCUCAAGACUAGCUGCAGGACUCCAAACUAUGCUGCACCAGAGGUUAUCUCAGGUGAAUUGUACGCUGGACCUGAGGUUGACGUCUGGAGCUGUGGGGUGAUACUUUAUGCUCUUCUUUGUGGUGCUGUUCCAUUUGAUGAUGACAACAUUCCCAAACUGUUCGAAAAGAUAAAGGGAGGUUUCUAUAUCCUUCCAAAUCAUUUAUCAGAUCUUGCAAUGGAUUUGAUCGCAAGAAUGCUUAUUGUUGAUCCCAUGAAGAGAAUCACAAUCCGUGAAAUUCGAGACCACCCAUGGUUUCAGAAUCGUCUUCCACGCUACCUGGCAGUGCCACCACCAAACACGACACAACAAGCCAAAAUGAUUGACGUAGGUACACUUCAAGAUGUUGUCAAUCUGGGAUAUGAUAAAGAUCAUGUGUGUGAAUCGCUGUGCAAUAGGCUGAAAAAUGAGGAAACUGUUGCAUAUUACUUGCUCUUGGGCAAUCGGUUCUGGGCUGCUAGUGGCUAUUUGGGUGCUGACUAUCAACAAGCAUUGGAUAGGAGUUUUAAUCAGUUUACUCUAUCGGAAUCAGCAAGCCCAAGUACCAGGAAUUAUCUUCCAGGAAGUAAUGAUUCUCAAGGCAGUGGCUUGCGGCCAUAUUACCGCGUUGAAAGAAAAUGGGCUCUUGGGCUCCAGCUUUACAAGACCAGGGAUGACAAGUACCUGCUAGAUAUGCAUAGAGUUAGUGGACCUCAGCUCCUCUUCCUGGAAUUUUGUGCGGCCUUACUUACCAACCUUAGGGUUCUAUGGCUACUUCCUAUUUUGGUUGAGUGGUGA
Messenger RNA from Triticum dicoccoides, 1335 nucleotides. RefSeq names its product carbon catabolite-derepressing protein kinase-like. Gene Ontology annotation, biological process: protein phosphorylation; intracellular signal transduction. The record is from RefSeq and is a predicted model, not a curated record. Bases 1 to 1335 code for a protein of 444 amino acids. Gene Ontology annotation, cellular component: cytoplasm. Gene Ontology annotation, molecular function: ATP binding; protein serine/threonine kinase activity. The transcript has 9 exons. Lineage: Eukaryota; Viridiplantae; Streptophyta; Magnoliopsida; Poales; Poaceae.